Messenger RNA from Saccostrea cuccullata (small rock oyster), 3323 nucleotides. Its product is annotated as DENN domain-containing protein 11-like. The record is from RefSeq and is a predicted model, not a curated record. NCBI's taxonomy places the organism in Eukaryota, Metazoa, Mollusca, Bivalvia, Ostreida, Ostreidae. Gene Ontology annotation, cellular component: cytoplasm.
AAUCAAUAUAAACAUGGCAGAUGAUGAAAAAUCCCCACUGCUGCAAUCUUCAGAUGAUGAUGAAGGCCCGCGACUCAGACACAGCCACACCUUCCCCACCACACACCGGAACUUGGAUCUAAGUUCUGUCACACCCACAGAGGAGGAUCACAUUGUCUGUGUGUUCGUUGUGACGUUUGACACACGGUCAGGAAAUAUGAUAGAGUGGUGUACCCCUGAUGACUUUGAGCUGGAUGGCGUGGAGUUCAAAGCAAUGGUCAGUGGAUCUCACACACAACAAAAGGACUUUGUUUACUUCAGAAAGGAUCGUUUGUAUGGACUGGCCUGUUAUGAGAAGAUGUCGGUGGAGAGUGAGAUUGAGCGAGGGGCCACAAAGUACAUAGGGAUAUAUAGGAAAAAUCUUUAAAAAUCUUCUUACACACUUCUCUACCGACACAUACAGUUCUUAGAGUCACAAGUCAGGCACCAGUUGGAGUUACCAGGUAUUUAUUCUCAGCUUCAGGCUUUCUACAAUGAUAAGAAAGGAGUGCUUCCAGAGUCAGCCAGCUCAAGGGGGGUAACUCCCACCUCCACACCUUCCACCCCAAGUAGUCUGCUGCCAGAAAUGAAGAUAACCCACCCUGCUGGCUGCUUCUCACAGUUUAUUAAGUUUUUUGGUGCAAACAUCUUUAUAUUAUGGAAGUUGGUUCUUCUGCAGAAGAGGAUACUGUUUUUCUCUCCACCUCCAAUAGGGGUGGUCUGCUAUAAAGUUUACUGUGCAUGUUGUCUUGGAAACCAUGAGGUAGGAAAACUAGGACAUGAGGUACAACCCCAUUUCUACGUGAAUGUUGCUGAUAUAGAAACAUUGGAAACAGAAGUGGCCUACAUUGCAUGUACAACAGAGAAGAUUUUUGAAACAAAGACAUAUUUACACGAUGUUUACGUAGAUAACCAGGUUAUUACGGCCCAUACUCCCGUCAUACAAGACCUGCUGAAACUGAGUGAUGCUGACAAGGACAAAUACAACAAACUCUUAAAUCGCAGGUCUGCAAACCAAUUUUCCUAUGAGGGUAUGGGAGAGGAUGUGGUGGAUGAAGAGGAAUUAAUUACAGCGUUUUUUACCCAGCAGAACAAUGACCUGUUCAGCACACUCCUGGAUGUGGCCCACUCACAUGACCGUCAGCUGACCUCCGAUCACAUGAGGAGCAUGGGCCUCGACCCUCAAGGAGAUCGCACCUUCCUCAUGGAGCUGGUGGAGCAUUAUGGGAUAGAUGUUGUCCUCAUGGUAGACAACCCUUGCUGCCCUAAAUGAUUUUCGUUCGUUUUUGGGGAAGGAAAAAAUAACAAGGUAGAUGAGUAAUAAACUGCUCAAUUCCUUGUAACAUCCUCCAGCAUCUGUGAAACAGUUUCUCAGUUCAUACAUCUUACAUGUUUCCCAGAAAUGUCAAUGGUUUUGGGGCCAUAGUUUACAUGAAUGAGAUUUGUUGUCUGUGAUAGUUCUAUCUGUAUGUUACGGUGUUAUGACAAUUUUUUGCUAUUAAUGAUCAUGCUCAAUGGGGAUUUGCACUGCUUUUUUUAAACAAACUGAGAGAAGAACUAGCGUACAUGUAGCUCUCAUAAAUAUUAUCACCAGAAAAAUUACUUAUUGUACAGGACUUGUAUAACAUGGUCACAUGAAGGAGUCUAUGGUGUAAUAUGUUACAUGUAUACAUAAAACCACAGUGUGUAUCAUUCCCAGGAAGUUGGAGUUUCACAUAUAAUUCAAAAAAUCAAAGAUAAAAAUAAUAGCUAAAUGUAUUACAUUGUAAUUUAAAGUAACAAUUCACAUCAACUCAAAACAGACCAAUCUGUAGCAAAAUUAGUUUUGUCAUAUUUAGUGUUCAGAUUUGAAUGAUACAAAAAGUAAAUGGAAUUACAAUUAUUUGCAUGCAUGUUCAAUUUUCGAAUUCAGAAAUUACAGCAUUUAUAGGAAAUUAUUGUAGCAUUUUAUAUAUGCAUAAAUUGGAUAUAUUAACAGUGACAGUAGGAUUCCUUAGAUAUAUAAGUACAUGUAGUCCUUGGAUUAGGUAAAAUAUAAUGAAUAGUUUUGUUUAUGUUUUGCACACAUUUUUGUUAUGUUGGCAUUCUUAUGAUUUGUUGAGAAAUGCACUUGUUUAAUUAAUGAAUAUUGUGCAGGGUUGUUAUUAAAUCAAUGCAUUGGACAUAUACAUGAUAUAUUAUAGUCUUUGCAAUUAGGAUUAUUUAAUUUGAUUUUUUAUGGAGUUUAUUUAACAUUCCUUAAUAUUUUCUUUAAUUCAUUACAACAAUUAAUGAAAGUGUAACUACUAUUUUAAAUUUAUAUUAUGUUGUAUUAAACUAUUUAUUGUGACAAUGAUGGGUAGCUAAAUGUUGUGGAGAUGUUCUGUAGAAGUUUUACCCCCAAAGACAAGAUAUAUUCCUUUCUAUUUACUAUUUUAAGAACACAAACACAUUUGUUAAUAAUACAUGUAUUAAUAAGUCUUCCUUUGUCCUGCAGUAGAUACCUAGGAGAUAAUUAAUACUAGAUGUGGGCACAAUUGAUGCUAAAGUGUAUUUUGUUAUUUAUAGUUAUAUAUAACCACAUAGAAAUAUAAGACUGCAUGAUUCUUUUUUCUUGAACCCUGUAUGUCAGGUUGUAGUAAGAUCAAUGUUUUUCAGUCAGUGAAAAUGUAUCUAAUGUAAUUUUAAAUUUUAUUUAAAUGCUGCAUUAUGUAUAUUUGAAGCUUCUUUUAUACUGCUUUGAUCUCAAGUUGUAGAGCACAAAUGAUCUUAAAAUUUGGACUUGAAAAGUAAGAAUGACAAAUAUUUGUUGUUUCUUGAAGCCAACUCAUGCAUUGAUUGAAAAGAAGUGACCUUAGUUACAAAUGUUAAAGGAGUCUGGAGUAAGGAGUUGGUGUCUUAAUUCUGUAAAUCUAUAUGUAGAUCCUAUUCUUUGUAUAAAAAUGUAAUGUAGGAUGUGCAACCCAAGUGGAUGCACAUAUCUGACACAACCCUCAUUUGAAAUCUCUACAUUUUUAGUAAAAACAGAGGAAUCUACAGACGCAAGACAGGUUUAUACAUGUACUUGAAUGACUGUGAUAUUGAAAAGCAUACACAAAAAUUGUGACAGCAAUUGUUCAUUAAUAAGAUUGGUUGGGUACCAUGGAUGCACAGAAAGCAUUGGGCAGUUAAUCUUAAAAAAAAAAGAAAGUGACACUUUACAUUCCUUAGCUGCAAGUCUUUCCUAAUGUAUUCCUUUAUUAUGUGGAUUUAAUCAACAUUUCAGACACAAAAAAAAUCAAUUCAUUAAAAUGUGUAGUUAGGCUCAGGGUGUAAAUGACAAUGAA